Naegleria gruberi is the source of this 2742-nucleotide messenger RNA. RefSeq lists its product as uncharacterized. The transcript has 4 exons. NCBI's taxonomy places the organism in Eukaryota, Heterolobosea, Eutetramitea, Acrasida, Naegleriidae. Gene Ontology annotation, biological process: carbohydrate metabolic process; N-glycan processing. The record is from RefSeq and is a predicted model, not a curated record. Gene Ontology annotation, molecular function: carbohydrate binding; alpha-glucosidase activity. Bases 1 to 2697 code for a protein of 898 amino acids.
AUGAAUACAAACAAGCAAACAGCUGGCUUAAGGCUUGUUGUUGUUGGUGUUGUAUUGGCUGUGGUGUUGAUGACAACACUCUUCCAUUCAACAUUUGCUAUGGAUAAAUCUAAAUUUGAAAAUUGUGAUCAAAAAGGAUUCUGUAAACGUUUGAGAGGAUCAAAGAAGUCUAGUUACAUUAUUUCAUCACAAAAAGUUGAAAAUGGAGUAUUUACUGCUACUUUGGAAAAUAAGGAAGAAGGUUCAACAUUCGAUCCACUCACACUCGUUAUUGAAUCAUACGAAAAUGGUAUCUUUAGAAUGAAAAUUCAAGAAAAGGUUGAUGCCGGAGUCACUCUCAAGAAUAGAUACAAUGUUAAAGAUGUAAUUGUUGACAGUGUUGCAAAGGUCCCAAUCUCGGAAAGCAAGCAAAAUGUGUUGACAAAUGGAAAUUCUGACUUGGUUCUCGAAAAUAGAGAUGAUGGAUUCAAGAUUACCUUCAAAGUCAAUGGAGAAGAUGUAAUUGUUUUCAAUGAAAAGAAUUUAUUAGUUGUUGAAAAUGUUUUAAGAGAAAAGAAUGAAAAUUAUGAUGGUGAAAGUGCUCUUGGAAUGGACUUUACUUAUGUUGGUUCAACUAAUUUGUAUGGUUUACCAGAAAGAGCUAUGAGACUCUCACUCCCACCAACCAAGGAUGCUGAUAAUAAUAUUCUUACAGAACCAUACAGAUUGUAUAAUUUGGAUAUUUUUGAAUAUGAAUUGAAUAAUCCUAUUGGUCUCUAUGGUGUUAUUCCAUUAUUAUAUGGUAUUACUUCAAAGAGUGCUGCUGGUGUUUUCGUUUUGAAUCCAUCAGAAACCUUUGUGGAUAUUAUUGGCGGAUCUCAAUAUUCUUCUCAUUGGAUUUCUGAAACUGGUGUUUUGGAUGUAUUCUUCCUUCCUGGACCAUCUCCAAAGUCUAUUGCUAAGCAAAUGGCUUAUUUGACUGGUACUGCUCCACUUCCUCAAAGAUUUUCACUUGGACACCACCAAUGUAGAUGGAAUUACAAGGAUGAAGAAGAUGUAAGAAAUGUCAACCAAAAAUUCGAUGAAUAUGACAUUCCUUAUGAUGUUUUGUGGUUGGAUAUUGAACACACUGACGGUAAGAAAUAUUUCACAUGGGACAGCCAUACUUUCCCAACUCCAAAGAGAAUGCAAGAAGAUUUGGCAAGUAAGGGAAGAAAGAUGGUCACCAUUUCUGAUCCUCACAUUAAGCGUGAAAAUGGAUACUUUGUCCACGAUGAAGCAACUAGAAAUGGAUACUAUGUUAAGAAUUCUGAUGGCACUGCCGAUUAUGAAGGUCAUUGUUGGCCUGGAUCCUCUUCAUGGCUUGAUUAUAUCAACCCAGUUGUUAGAGAAUACUAUGCUGAUCUUUACAGCUUCUCCAAGUAUGAAGGAUCAACUGAAAAUCUUUACACAUGGAUCGAUAUGAAUGAACCUAGCGUAUUCUCUGGACCUGAAAUUACUAUGGAUAAGAACGCCUUGCAUCAUGGAGAUCUUAGACAUCGUGAAGUUCACAACAUGUAUGGUUUCUAUCAAUCAGUUGCCACUAAUUUAGGUCAUAUUAAGAGAAGAAAUGGAGAAGAUCGUCCAUUCAUUUUGACAAGAUCCUUGUUUGCUGGAAGUCAAAGAUAUGUUGCUAAGUGGACUGGUGAUAAUAUGGCUGAAUGGAGCCAUUUGGAUAUUGCUCAACCAAUGAUUCUUGCACUCAGUAUCAGUGGUAUGCCUUUUGUUGGUGCUGAUGUUGGUGGUUUCUUUGGAAAUCCAGAAGAAGAAUUAUUGGUUCGUUGGUAUCAAGUUGGUGCUUUCUAUCCUUUCUUUAGAGCUCAUGCCCACAUUGAAACUAAGAGAAGAGAACCAUGGUUGUUCGGUGAUCAUAAUACUCAAUUGAUCAGAAAGGCUAUUGCAAGAAGAUAUACUCUCUUACCACUGUAUUAUACUAUUGCUUUCGAAUCUAUGCUUACUGGUGAACCUUAUGUUCGUCCUUUGUUCAUGGAAUAUCCAAAUGAUGCUACUACCUUUAAUGUUGAUGAUUCCUUCCUCGUUGGUACUGAUUUGUUGGUUAAGCCUGUUGUUCAAAAGGGUGCUAGCGAUAUUCUCGUCUAUCUCCCAAGAGGUGUCUGGUACGAUUACGAAACUGGUCAAAAAUUCGAUGCUGGUAGAGGAAAGAAUGUUUCAAUUGCUACAUCAUUGGAUUUGAGUAUUCCAGUUUUCCAACGUGGUGGUAGUAUUCUUCCUACUCAACAAAGAUUGAGAAGAUCCUCACAACAAAUGGUUAAGGAUCCAUUCACACUUACUGUUGCUCUUAACAGAAAGGGAGAAGCUUUAGGAACAUUGUACUUGGAUGAUGGUAGUACAUUCAAUUAUAGAAAUGGUGAUUACGUUUAUCGUCAAUUCAGUUUCUCAAAUAAUGAAUUGAAGGCUGUUAAGGGAGAUAUUUCACCUCUCAUUUUGAAUACCAGAUCCAAUACUGUUGAUUCCAAUCAAAACAGAAAGGUUGAUAAUAUUAUUGAAAGAAUUGUAAUUUAUGGAGCUUCCAAGCCAAGUAGUAUCAGUCUUCAAUAUGCCUCUCAUGAUGGUGUUGAUUUGUUGAUGUCACCAGAAUUUACCUUUGAAAAUAAUGUUUUGACAAUCAGAAAACCUCAAAUUCCAAUCACUGCUGAUUUUGUAUUGAAACUCAACUAGAUGAUAAAUAAAUCCUAACAUAAAAGUUUAAAAUUAUUCCUAGAA